Miscanthus lutarioriparius is the source of this 867-nucleotide messenger RNA. The record is from the annotation of a GenBank genome assembly. Lineage: Eukaryota; Viridiplantae; Streptophyta; Magnoliopsida; Poales; Poaceae.
AUGGAGCUCCCAGGCAGCGGCGGCGUGGGCGGGUCGCCGCUGGCCGGGAAUCCAGGUGGGCUGUCGUCCAGCGCGGGCGCAGGCAUGGGCGGCGGCGCGUCCGGGAGCUGCGGCUGGCAGUGGGCGGUGGAGGAGGAGGCCUCAGGCGCGUCCCGGCGCUUGAGCAGGUACUGGUCCUUCUUGCUGUUGGACUUGGCCUUCAUGGCGGACGCACCUGGCACGAUCUUCUCCAUGAGCCGCGCGGCGGCCUUCAUGGCAGAGGAUGAGUAUACAGCAAAGUCCCAGGCUGCUCAUCCAGAAGGGCUGGAGCAACAUGAGUUGGAUGGACAAAUUCUGUAUGAUCUAUCUGGUGCCUUGCACCAUGGUCGUUUAGCCAUUGCAAAUGGUGCUGUCAAAUUGGCUGAUGUGCGGGCUGCUGCCAAGAAAAAAAAUCCUGCAUCUUCAAAUGUAGCAUCUUAUCGACGCAUGGCCAAAGAUAAUCGGAAUUUACGUCAUGCAAAUAGGUGUUUACAUGAACGCCUUAACCAGAUAGGGGAACUUAAUAAUGACCUAAUACUGGAGGUUCCAGAAAAUCAUAAAAGGCGCCUUGCAGCUCUACAAGCAAAUCUGCCCACUAGUUCAUCCCAUGUUGGUGAGGACUUGGAUGGUGAGGACAUGGAUGGAGAGGACGAAGAGGACAUGGAUGGCAGCUACAUGGAAGGAGAGGACACGGAGGAGGACAUGAAUGAAGAGGACAUAUAUGAAGAGGACGAAGGGGACGAAGAGGACGAAGAAGACAGGGAUGAAGAGGACAUUGACGACAACAAUGGGGGCAGCAAUGCUGGAUCAUACAUCGAUGACUUCUGUGAUUUGGGAUAUAUAUGGUAA